UCCGGAAUUCCAUUAGUUCCAUCGCCACCACUGUCUAGGACAAAAACAAACAAACAUAGCAAAACAACUUUCGCGCCAGGUUGUGUGAAUUUUGUCGGCGUUGGUUGUCUUGCUUGAAAAGCCCAGUUUCUAUUGAAGAGAGUCACAGAAAGAAAGAAAGUAUGGAUUUAUCUGCCUUUACUGCCAACAAUAAAAGCAGCGCUGUAAUCAAAUCCGCCGUUCCUGACGUCGCGAAAUCAUAUCCCUGUAUGCUCGGGGUUGAUGAAGCGGGAAGAGGACCUGUCUUGGGCCCAAUGGUGUAUGGCAUUGCCUAUUGCCCCGUGGAAUUUGAAGAGGACCUGAAGCGACUAGGUUUUGCCGAUUCGAAAACUCUCACUGAAGAAAAGCGGGAGGAGCUGGUGGGUGUCAUGGAACAGCGUUCAGAAUCCUUGGGUUGGAUGGUGGAAGUGAUAUCGCCCACUGUGAUCUGCAAUCAUAUGCUCAACAUGAGCAAGUACAGCCUGAAUGCGAUCAGCCACGAUUCAGCCAUCGGCCUGAUCAAGCAAGCCCUUGAUGAUGGUGUCUGUGUCACAAAAGUAUAUGUGGACACUGUGGGGCCACCUGAGAAGUACCAGGCAAAGUUGCAGGACAUAUUUCCCGACAUCAAAAUCACAGUGGCCAAGAAGGCAGACUCCACCUUUCCCAUUGUCAGUGCAGCCAGCAUCUGUGCCAAGGUUGCUCGAGAUCGUGCCAUCCAAACAUGGAGAUUUCCGGAAGGCCUAAGCUUAAAUCCAGAGGAAUAUGGCUCGGGAUAUCCUAAUGAUCCUGCAACAAAGAAGUUUCUCUCGGCGCAUGUGGAUAACGUGUUUGGGUUUCCAAGCUUGGUUCGGUUCAGCUGGUCAACAGCGGAAAAACUACUCGAGGAUAAUUCUGCUACAGUCUCAUGGGAUGAAGACGCAGAAAAGGCAACGCAGAACAAUAUUGCCUCCAUCCAGUCGUUUUUCAAGCGGGAUCCAAAUCACACAGCAAAAGUGGCUCCUAAAGAAAGCGCUUUUUUUGUGGAUCGUGCCCUUGCACAAGUGAGCGAUUUGUAACACACUGGUAGAUGUCAAACAUGGAGCUCUUUCUAAGCGUAAA
Molecule: messenger RNA, 1116 nt
Organism: Ixodes scapularis (black-legged tick)
Lineage: Eukaryota; Metazoa; Arthropoda; Arachnida; Ixodida; Ixodidae
Product: ribonuclease H2 subunit A
Exons: 8
Coding region: 162-1073 (303 amino acids)
Biological process (GO): mismatch repair; DNA replication, removal of RNA primer
Cellular component (GO): ribonuclease H2 complex
Molecular function (GO): RNA-DNA hybrid ribonuclease activity; RNA binding
Source: RefSeq, a predicted model, not a curated record